CUUCAACAAUCCGAACAGUCAGCGAGUCAGGAUCAACGAGUCGACUUCAUUCUGCACUGCAUUCAUUUACUUACUUAGGCCUACUCUGACUUCAAGAAGUAUGCAAUAGGCAAAGUCAAAUUAGGCCUAAAGAAAAUAAUAAUUUCUAGUAUAAUUUAUAAGACGGUUGCGCGUUUGUAUGAGUGAUUAUGGUGUACUAUGUCCCAACCAAAUGCAAGGUGUACUGUCUGUGGGGGAUCUAAUUUUAUUGCAGAAGCUGGAUUUUUCUUUUGCUCUGAGUGUAAUACUCAAUCACAGGAUUACAGGGAGGAGGUUUAUGAUGAUUACUUUGGUACACAAAAAGUCACUACAAGAGUAUUGCAAAAGAAAACACAAUUAAAACCCAAAGAUCAGGAUGAAAAAUUGACAUCUUGGGAAGUUCUGAAUUACAUCCUAAAGGGUAUAACUGAAGAAAUGAUUGAACUCGGAGCCAAACCCUCCCUGAAGAUUAUUGUAUUGCAACUAUGGGCUUCAUACUUACAGAAACUUGAGAUUGCUUUUACAUCAGUGCAAGUUGAGCGAAAACCAAAGCUGGGAUAUGCUUUUAAACGCAGUGAUGCUGAAAUAGUGUAUGGUCUCAGUAAGAAGGAUUUAAAAGCAAAAAGCUGGCGCUCAAGGUCAAGAGGCAGUUCAGCAGCUAGUAGUGCCUCAGACAUCAGUGAUUCUGGCCAUGACACCUCAGCCUCAGGGACCGUGCAGAGUAGACGAUCCAUUCUUAGAAGGCUUACUUUGCGGAAGAAAGCCUUGGCGUCAGCUGAAUACAGCCAACAGUCUCAGGAUACUGCUAGAUCCUUCAGCCAGAGCCAAACAUUGGAGCAACUUGAAUCCAACUCAGAGACAGAGGACACUCCCAAGAAGUUAAAAAUAACCAAACAUGCAAGAUCACUUCUGAACUCAUCUUGUGCCAGUUCAACGGAAGAUGAAAGCAAAACUAUACAAAGGAAGCUGAGUAAAAAAGAGAUAACCUCAUUACGAAAUGUCACAUUGGCUAAACUUGUGGCAAUAAUAAAUAUAGCGUUGAUUAUCAACAAGGAUGAUAUACUGCUAUCUGACUUUUUAAGGUGGGUGGAAGAAGGCCACAUUUCACUGCGGACGGCCAGUAAAUUCCUCCCCGCAAGUGUUAAGCUAGACACUCAGCUUCACAGGAUGUUGGAUGUGCAUCACAUGUCGUAUGUCAAGUGCCGUCAGCUGAUGUCUGCACUGUGUUAUGAACUGGAUGUUGUGGACCUGCCUCAACCUAAUGUUGCUCGCCUCACUGAACGCUACUGUUUGGAACUGCAGCUACCAGGUGAAAUUUGUGAAAUGGUAAAAAAUCUAAUGAGACUAUCCUUAAAUAGUGAAGUGUGUAAAGUUAAGCUCCAUGAGUCAUCCUCAACAGAAGUUCAAGUGAUGACGGCCAUUAUCAUAGUCAUGAAACUUGUCUUCUCUCUCGAUGGCUGCACGGAGUACAAGUUGUCACACACUGCUAGUGAAAUCAACAGUGUAUGCCAAACGACUGGAGAUCAUCAGAAACUGUUUGUGUUGACUGAGUGGAUGCAGUUUGUUGAGUGUCGCAAGGCCGUAGUGGCCAGCUGUCAUCAGCCUACUAGUGCUGCAGUCUACGGCCAGGCCUUCACAAACAACAUUGGUCUGUUCCUGCAGCAUUACAAACAAGUGGCUGCAGACAGACACCGGGAGACAAACAACAGAUAUGCACUGAACAAGCAUUGGGUAGAAGCUCUGACACGAUGCUUGGCAAAUCUGACAAAGUCCAGCCAGGUGUCAGAUGAAGUGUUUGUAGAUCUUCCUCCCUCUCUGACACCACUGUACAGUGCCACACAGCAUCUGCUGACCCAGCAUGCUGAGCGAGUGUCUGCAGUCAGACACAUACUGGCCGAGGAUUACACCAGACAGUCCCUAACCUACACCACCCAGCCAGACAGGUUAGCUGGAAUUGGAAUGGUGAAUGAUUUGAACAUAAUCCAGUUGGACGGAGCUGCAGCCACUUUCAAAGUAGAAAAUAUCGCUCUACGGGCCAGAGAUAAUCAAGCAAUUCCUCGCCACGGGAUCAACAAGUUAAAUGUUAAGGCUGGUGUUGUAAAAAAAUUAAAACCUGCUAAAACACGGAGAGAUAGCUUGCCUAUUGAGGUAGACGAAACUCAGCUCAGUUUUGUGAAGGAGAUAGUCUCAGAUGACAGUGAUGAAGAAGAAAAAGAAGUAGAGAACACCGUACAAGAGCCAGAAAGCAAUGAUGCCCAGUUUGAACUGUACAGUAGACAGCUUGAUAUUCAUAGAACAUGUUCUCAAUACUGGUUCUGCCACACUAAACUUAGCAAAAAUGACUUAACUCUGGAUGAGUUUGAUUUGUUGUCAAAGAAAACUUUUCAAUCAUCAUUUUUAUGGUUGUUGAAAGAGUGUUCCAGAAUGAUCCAUAACACCACUAAAGAUCUUUAUGCCAAUAUAAUUUUCUUAGAGAAUAAAUAUCAACAUGUUUUGAAUGGGGCUCAGUUUUUGAAAACAACCUGUAAAAACAGACAAAAAUAAUGAGUUUUAAAACCAAAUUUAAAUAUUGAUUUUAAAAUAAAAACUGUAUUAGGUUGUACUUGUUAUUAUAUUUUGUACUGUAAUUUGUUAGCAGGCUAUAAUGAAAGAAACUUAACCUCUAACGUACCUUUUCUGAGAUGAAUACAUUUCCAUUACAGUAGGCCUAUGGUCCACGAGAGUCUGCAGUUAAGGGAGGAGCCUAUUUACCACGUGACUUCAAAGGAGACAAUGAGGACCGCUUGUUGUUGCCAAUAAUACCAGCUGAUUUGAAAAUACUGUUUAGUAUAUUUUUAUUAGUGUCAAAAAUCAGUAAAUGUCCAGUCUUUCUAUUGGCUGCCGCCAUCUGCAGACUCUCGUGGCCCCUACUGUAGUGUAGUUACUAUUAAUUUCAAUUGAUGUCCUUUUGUUCAGUAAAUUGUAACCUGUGAUA
Messenger RNA from Macrosteles quadrilineatus (aster leafhopper), 2992 nucleotides. RefSeq names its product TATA box-binding protein-associated factor RNA polymerase I subunit B (gene TAF1B). Gene Ontology annotation, biological process: RNA polymerase I preinitiation complex assembly; nucleolar large rRNA transcription by RNA polymerase I. Gene Ontology annotation, molecular function: RNA polymerase I core promoter sequence-specific DNA binding. The record is from RefSeq and is a predicted model, not a curated record. NCBI's taxonomy places the organism in Eukaryota, Metazoa, Arthropoda, Insecta, Hemiptera, Cicadellidae. Gene Ontology annotation, cellular component: RNA polymerase I core factor complex; RNA polymerase transcription factor SL1 complex. Bases 199 to 2562 code for a protein of 787 amino acids. The transcript is spliced from 11 exons.